UGGCUCUGUCCCUGCUCAUAAGAUGUAACCAUAGCCCCAUUCCAUGCGUGCAUAAACCAUGGACGAGAUAAGAGCUUCAACGCCGCCGCUGCAAGACGACGGAGCAGGGAGGUUUUCUGGCUGGAAAGAAGAAGCGUCGGUGAUGGAUCGCGUUAAGAAGGGGUGCAUGGCCGUUUAUGCGUCUUCUCAAGAGGCACUGCGUUAUGUCAAAGCUUUUUUCGUUGGCUGGGGGAAGAAGAUGACGGCGAAGAGCGAGAAGGAAGCGGCGGAAGCAGAUUUGAAGAUGGCUAAAAUGCAGGUUGAAGCUACUGAGGCCGCAGAGAACACCAAGAAGGGAACUUAAUUUGCGCAUAAUAUUCUAGAAUGAAUCAUCAAAAGUUUAGCCCUCCCCCUUGUAACCAUUUCGUCUUACAAUUUUUCAAAUUUUUGUAAAUUUUUUAUAAAUGCUAGGUUCAUAUUUCAUUAUAUG
Messenger RNA from Cucurbita maxima (winter squash), 469 nucleotides. RefSeq lists its product as uncharacterized. The coding region runs from base 59 to 343 and encodes 94 amino acids. NCBI's taxonomy places the organism in Eukaryota, Viridiplantae, Streptophyta, Magnoliopsida, Cucurbitales, Cucurbitaceae. The record is from RefSeq and is a predicted model, not a curated record. The transcript has 2 exons.